This is a messenger RNA of Bombus pascuorum, 1620 nucleotides long. RefSeq names its product cytosolic endo-beta-N-acetylglucosaminidase-like. Gene Ontology annotation, molecular function: mannosyl-glycoprotein endo-beta-N-acetylglucosaminidase activity. The transcript is spliced from 5 exons. The record is from RefSeq and is a predicted model, not a curated record. Gene Ontology annotation, biological process: protein deglycosylation. Gene Ontology annotation, cellular component: cytoplasm. Lineage: Eukaryota; Metazoa; Arthropoda; Insecta; Hymenoptera; Apidae. The coding region runs from base 534 to 1343 and encodes 269 amino acids.
CAACACUGGUAACGAGUCAACAGUUCAGUACUUUCCUCGGAAUCUUGAGGGAGAAAAAUUACCUAGAGAAAAUAAUAACAAAUUUGUUAAGUUUAUUAAUAUAUUCACAUAGUAGACCGUAGACGAUACAUUUUAUGUCUCAUGAGACAUGCGACAUGCCGCGAGACCAAGCACCGAAUUUCAUAUUUUAUAGUUGGACAUAGAUACACAACUGUCUUGUAACUAUACUAUUAUUAUCAAUACCAGAAAUGCGUUCGGUUGCCGUCGAUCGUUUGGUAGCCGACAUAUUAUCUUUGAAGAGAACGCUUUGCAUAUAAGAAAUGAACAUCUUUUUGCCCAUUAGCAGUUGGUAGAUAAUGGUAUUAUAUCAUGAGACGUAAUUUGAUAUGCCAGUUCUGUUAGAUGGGAACACUAUCUGCUUCGCAUGUAUAUACAAGUUUCCGGUGAACCAAAAUAAGAAGAGAAACCUUUGUUUGAGUUAAUGAAUUAAAAACUAUUUGAAAGUGAUCUGUGGAACAGUAUAAUUCAGAGAGAUGAGGACGGAAGUUACAGAGUCACAACAUUUCAAAAACUUAAAAGAAUUAUUCGAUAACGUGGGUAACUUGAAACCAUGGCCAGAAAUUGGAGAACUACGAGAUUCAACUGAUUAUGUGUACAGUGGUUUAGAAAUAAGCGCAGGAAGAACGCGGUUAGAAAAAUUGGAUAGAGAAGUACAUCCGAAAACGUUGCUCUGUCAUGAUAUGAAAGGUGGCUACCUAGAAGACAGAUUUAUAUAUGGAUCAGAAUCUUAUGAUUCUUACCUAUUUUAUCACUGGAGUGUUAUUGACACUUUUGUGUAUUUUAGUCAUCAUUUCAUAACUGUGCCCCCUUUUGGAUGGAUUAAUGCAGCACAUAAUCAUGGUGUAAAAGUUCUUGGUACUGUAAUUACGGAAAGAGAAGGUAUCUGGGAUGUUAUACUUGAAUCUCAUGAAGAAGUAAGAAGAUUUGCAGAUGCACUAAUACUUGUUGCAAAAUUUUAUAAGUUUGAUGGCUGGUUAUUAAAUAUUGAAAAUACCAUUAAAAGUGAGCAAGUUAAUAAUUUAAUUUAUUUUGUAAAAUAUCUAACAGAAAAUAUUCAUGAAGCAAUUAGAAAUUCUGAAAUUAUAUGGUACGAUAGCGUAACCAAUGAAGGAAAAUUAAAUUGGCAAAAUGAGCUUAACAGUAAAAACAUAGAUUUCUUUUUAAACUGCGAUGCCAUUUACUUGAAUUAUAACUGGAUGAAAUCAAAAUUGAAAAACAGUUUGGCACUAGCAAAAACUCACAGUCGAGAUAUUCAUGAUAUAUAUGUAGGAGUUGAUGUUUGAGGUAGAGGUUGUCCUGGCGGUGGUGGAUUUAAUUCAUCAUAUGCUUUACAAAAAAUACGACACGAAGGACUUUCUGUUGCACUUUUUGGUCCAGGUUGGACUCACGAAUUUUUCGGAUCUAAGACAUUCCAAGAAGUAGAAGAUCUAUUUUGGGCACAGUUGUUUCCUUAUUUACAGCAAACGGAAGUCAACACGAACCAAUACUAGUUCUCGGCAAUAAUACCGGCUUAAAAUCCAUCGUUCAUUAUAAAUCAAGGGAUUUGGUUGACAACUGGAA